Molecule: messenger RNA, 240 nt
Organism: Meloidogyne enterolobii
Lineage: Eukaryota; Metazoa; Nematoda; Chromadorea; Rhabditida; Meloidogynidae
Source: the annotation of a GenBank genome assembly
AUGGAUGAAGAAUUGCAAAAAUUAAUUAAUAAUUGGCUAGAAUGGGAUAAGAAUGAAAACACUCGAAGGCAAAUUCAAAAGCUGGUUGAUUCAAACAAUUUAGCAGAACUUGAAGCUUUGAUGAUUGGCAAACUUUCCUUUGGAACUGCAGGUUUCUUUAAAUUUUUUUGGAUUGUUUUUGGGGAAGCUUGGCUCCACGGAAUUGUUGAUACAUGCAUAUUAGUGAUCGAGAUUUUUUAA